UAAACCAGGCAGGCAGGCAUCUCUGAAACGUUUGAUUCCUUAUUCUCUCGAAACCCAACUCAUUUCCAACACGGAAUUAAAAGCUCUUCAAAAAUAGAUUUUCAAUCUCAUCACAAAUUCACCACCGUUGAGAAAAUUCAGACGAAUCACAAACUCGGAGAAUCCUUUCAUGGCGGAUUCCUCUUCAUCCAACUCUUUGUCAGGCAAAGAGUUUGAGGCAGUUUUGCAUAAAGACAAACACGAGAAUCGCCGAAAUAAGGAAACACAUGGAUUGCGCGAAGAUAUUGAUGCGAAUACCCCAAUGAGUGAUGUGAAAGCCCCAAAUGUUUUCGAGAGAGCAAAGGAGGAAAUCGAAGCCCUUGUUGAGGCAAUUCAUCCUAAAAAGGAGUCGGCGAAAAGUUCGAAAUCCGAGAAAUCGGAGCCGUAUUCAGAAAAGGAUGCGAAGGCAGCAAACAAAACUGUAAAGGCUAAGGAAGAGAUUGAAACAGUUGGACACAAACCAAAUCAUCGUAAAGAAACUCAUGGAAUGAGUUUCGACAUUGAUGAAGACACACCAAUCAGUGAAGUGAAAGGUCCCAAUGUGUUUGAAAGAGCCAAGGAAGAAAUCGAAGCCCUAAUUCAGACAAUACAUCCUAAGAAGGAUUCUGCACCGAAGAAGGAAGGUAGUUUUUCGGCAUCUGUCGGAAAACGAUUGGAAAAGAUAUGCUCUCCUCGAGGUCAUAACAAGGACUGACUCUAAAAUUCAUCUUUCUGUUUUUUUCGAUUUUUUUUUGGGGGGAGGAACUGCAUUGUAUGAAGCUCAUAAUAGUUUCUCUCACUGUUAAAACUGUAUAAAUAUUGGGAAAUACAUGUAUCGUGUAUGUAAGAUUCUUCAUUGUACUUGCAAUUCGUUUACCAAGACACGAAUACGCAUACAGA
Messenger RNA from Erythranthe guttata (spotted monkey flower), 918 nucleotides. Its product is annotated as DEAD-box ATP-dependent RNA helicase. The record is from RefSeq and is a predicted model, not a curated record. NCBI's taxonomy places the organism in Eukaryota, Viridiplantae, Streptophyta, Magnoliopsida, Lamiales, Phrymaceae.